AUGGCUGCCAGUGGAGAGGUAGGGAAGCUGUUACAAGUUUUCAAAAAUGGGACACCUCCAACCACCAGCUACAAUGGGGUAGAUGGCUUGCAUGCUGUGCAACAUUCUUCAUGCAACUCAAAGGACCUUGUACGUGAAGCACAGCUCACGAGACAUCGUUGUAGAAGUGGAACCAUGGCAAGACCGUUCUCAUGCCACCCGAGAAAUGUUCUUUGCAGCAAUCAAGCCCAUAUUUUUAGGUCUGUCGAUGUCACCAGUGGCCUUACAGAGAGCAGUCAGCGUGAGGUUCAGAAUUGUUGGAAGUGGAGUCUGUAAUCCACUGCACCUCGUCCUUUGGACUAUGCCUACACAUCCAGAGUCACUCUCUCCGAGUCCAAUGUCCAGGCCCUGUUCACUGCAGCCAGCAUUUUCCAGAUUCCUGCUCUGCAGGACCAGUGUGCCCAGUUCAUGAUCAGCCGGCUUGACCCUCAGAACUGCAUCGGGGUCUUUAUGUUUGCUGAUGCAUAUGGUCAUCAGGAACUGAUGGAGCGCUCACAGGACUACAUUCGCAAAAAGUUCUUGUGUGUCUCAUGGGAGCAAGAGUUCCUCCAGAUGACUAAGGAAUCAGUUGGUAAGCAUUUUGAACAGUGAUGACUCAAUGUGGAGAAGGAAGAGCAUGUCUACGAGAAUGUCCGCUGGCUGGAGCAUGAUCGACCUGCCAGUGAAGCUGACCUCGCUGAGUUUUUUUCCCAGUGUAUCCGCCCUGCAUUGCUGGAUGAGGCCUUCACUAAUCUGAUACCUGCCCCCUUUGCUUGUGCCCGUCCCUGUCUAAAGACCCUGCUGAGGCCAAAGCUCGCCUCACUGGCCACCAACGGUUGUCCACAGCGCCUGGGUAUGACUGCUUCCGAGAUGGUCAUCUGCUUUGAUGCUGCUCAUAAACACUCAGGUAAGAAGCAGACUGUGCCUUGCCUGGACACCGCCACAGGAAGAGUGUUCAAGCUCUGCAAACCACCCAAUGAUCUCAGAGAAGUCGGUAUCUUGGUGUCGUCAGAGAACGACAUCUACAUUGCUGGUGGGUACCGACCAAGCGACAGUGAGGUGUCCAUUGAUCAUCGAGCAGAGAGCUUUUGGCAGUAUGAGCAUGCAGGCAAUCGAUGGCUUUCCACGUGCGCUCCUCUCCUGAGAGCGAGAAUCGGAUGCAGACUUGUACACUGUUGUAGGAAGCUGUAUGCACUGGGAGGCCGAGUUUAUGAAGGUGAUGGAAAUGCAUUAAAAUCAGUAGAGUGCUAUGAUGCCAGGGACAACUGUUGGACAGCAGUGAGUCCUAUGCCAGUGGCCAUGGCGUUUCACAGUGCUGUGGAGUAAGACCGCAUCUAUGUCCUCCAAGGUGAAUAUUUCUUCUGCUAUGAUCCCGUAAGGGACUAUUGGAGUCAUCUAGCCCCAAUGAGCGUCCCUCGGAGUCAGGGUCUGGCUGCCUUGUAUAAGAACUGCAUCUACUACAUUGCUGGCAUCUGCAGGAACCACCAGCGUACCUUCACUGUGGAGGUGUACGACAUAGAGAGGAACACAUGGAGCCGUAAGAGAGAUCUGCCCUUUGACCAAGCCACGAGCCCGUACAUCAAAGCUAUGCUGCUGCAAGGCAAGCUGCACCUGUUUGUACGUGCCACACAGGUUCAUGGUGGAGGAAGCAUGUGUUUCGCACCCAGUCGAAAGAACUCCCUUUACCAGUAUGACGACGAGGCAGACGUAUGGACCAAAGUCUAUGAGACGCCUGACCGCCUGUGGGAUUUAGGUCGCCAUUUUGAAUGUGUGGUGGCCAAACUUUACCCUCAGUGUCUACAGAAAGUGCUUUGAGAUAGGUUGUGGUUUUUUUUUUUUUUUGUUUGUUUUUUUUAACCCAGUUUAAUGGGUUGAAGCGAGUGGUGUGGUCCUGCCUGCCUAGCCUUGUGCCUGGUGUUACCCUGGGUGUGCACCACACUGACCAUUUUACGUUAAGUCUUAAGUGUUUUAAACUUUGGUUUAACAUGAUCAAACAGGGGUGCUUUGUAAAGAUCGCAGUAUUUUUUCUUUCUUCCCCAAACAGCACCCAACUACCCACACUGAGGCUUGUUUAACAAAACCGUACAACAAAUCAUAAGUGCAAUUAUCCUAUUUUUCGCUUGUUCAUUGAGCCAUGUUGUUCUAUUUUUUGUUUUGAGAUACAUGAUUAGUAUUGAUUUUUUUACAAAUGUUAAGCAUGCAACGGAGGGUUGCGCAAGGCAAAUGUGCCCUCUGGAGAUUAUGGAUGCUAUGUGUCAGCAUAAAGUGAAAAUCUCUCUAUAUAAAUAACUAUAUAAACUAUAUAUUCAUAAGGGUAAGAUGAGUACCAUAGCUCACGAGUAGGUUGCUAGUUUUUGAGGUUUCUGUGUAGUUUUUCUUUUUUUUUUUUUUCUUCCUUUUGUGUCCAUGCCUCUCUUCAAGCUUAUUUUAUAGACAAGUUUUAAUAUGAAGUGUGGUUGUGACUUACAUUAUCUUAGUGUUUUGAAAGAUUGAAGCCUGUAUGAUCAUUUUUACGGCCCCCUCUUCCCCUCACUAGUGUCGGUACUAUCAAACCAUACACUGAGUGUGCUUCGGAGCUAUAUAACAUUUUGUUUUAGAGAUUCCAGUUGAAUGGAGCUCACACCUCUCAAGCUUUUGAGUUGAGCAUCCAUUUUAUGUCAUAUGCGAAGAAAAUUAAGUGAAAUCUUAGACUAUUCACUCUCCACAUUGGAGAAACAAGGACGGAGUCAAAUCUGUGCUAACACUAAGUGGCAAGUUCAGACCAACUAACAGGUUUUACCUCAGAAACUUUACAAAUAUAUUUGACUAGAAGAAAAGGGACGUUUCAAGGCCAUGUGUGUCAAAGCUCAGUUCAGCAUUGAGCUCUGAGGUUGACUUUUUAAAAUCAAGACUGUAACGUUUUGGAUGGAAAAUGGUUAAUGCCAAAAAAAAAGGAAAAAAAAAAACAUUUGAGGUCUUGUUAUAGUGUUGUGGACAUUGAAAACUAAUUUUGUGGUAGCAAUAAAUCAUGGAACUGUGAUCUAGGCUAUAUUAUGUAGUAUUACCUUAGUAAAAGUGCAUUAAUAAUUUUUGCGUGCUUGUCUCUGUCAGCGAAAACUACGGUAGUACCAGACAAUGAUUGACGGUUUACAUGGGUGCAGGCUGGAAGUGAUGAUUAAUGUAGUGCAGAUCAUGGCGAUGCCAAUGUGCCUGCGGCCAGAAAAAGGGGGGCAUCAGAAUCAAAAACUGCACCUCCUGAUGAAGAAUAUCUGGAAAGUCUUACCCAGCGUUGCAACUGAAUCGCUGCCCACUUCAGCGGGUCCUUAACUGCAGACUUUACGAAAGCACCCUCACACGAGCAGGACGACGUCACUGUGUGAGGGUGGUCCCACUUUUGUUUCAUCCACGGACCAUCAGCCGUCUCUUCAUGCCAUCACACGGAGGACACGAACUGUUGGUGCUGCUUUCUGUUUUGAUUUGAUCAUUUUUAAAAAAUUUUCUUUUCUUUGACAAUCUUGUGUAGAAUACCACCACCCUCCCUGUCCAAGUGUGACAUUUCCAGUGCUGCCAGUUUCCACAUUCAGGUUCCUGUGUCAUCUUUGCACUACGCGUUUCUAACGUAUCUGGACGGAGUGCCCCCUUCGAUUUUCAUACAAAGGUUUUCUUCAACCAUAUAGCAAUCAUCAAGAAGGUUUAAAUGGAGUUAACACACCUUACGAGUCACAUUCAGUGAGCACUUGAGGAUAUUUUACUUCUCAAAGAGAAGAUCCACUAAGACUCAAAGCUGAUUUUUAUUCAACUUGACUUGAACUAUAAUCCCCUCCAUAUAUAACAAACAAAAAAACAAAACUUGAGGGUGAGAGAGGGUCUGAGCUUCACCACCAUGGCUACAGAGAACCAGGAACGGAGAACUCUCAGGAUUUCUACUGAUACACAGUACUGUAUUUAAUUUUUUGUUGUGUAUUAUACUGUACUAUAGGUUUGCUGUACUUGCACAGUUUUCUAAACUAUAUUCAGUUUUCUUUCUAUACUUGAAAAAGUAGAUGUGAUUUCCUUUCGUCCCCAGUGGCUGUUUUUUUGUUUUUUUUUUUCUUCCUUUGUGUACUUAUAUAUUUAGUUAUGGUAGAUUAAUCCUGCUCUGAUGAGAAAAAAUGAUUAUCCUGCACGUGUGAUAUUUCAGUUUUUUUUAUUUCUUUCCCCCGUAGUAUCUUAGAUUGUCUUCUAACAUUUCACCGCAAUUAAGCAUUUACAGAUAAAGUUUUAAACACAGUCACAUCACACAACAAGCUAAACAAUCUCUGUGUUGUUGGUGCUCAUUGCUGGCAGAUUUAGCUCAUUCUGGCCAUCUACUUGGCAUUUGCUUAUGGGUGCUACUUCAUGGUCUCCAUCCAUUUCUUUCUUCACCUUUUUAUGGUUUGUUUUUGGGUUUCAGGUUCUAGUGGUUGUUGAGCUCAACUGUGAAAUUCACAUUGCACAUAAUUUGAAAAUAAAACUAUUAAGAGUGGAA
Messenger RNA from Melanotaenia boesemani (Boeseman's rainbowfish), 4504 nucleotides. It is a transcript of the gene kbtbd8, whose product is annotated as kelch repeat and BTB (POZ) domain containing 8. Gene Ontology annotation, molecular function: protein binding. The record is from RefSeq and is a predicted model, not a curated record. NCBI's taxonomy places the organism in Eukaryota, Metazoa, Chordata, Actinopteri, Atheriniformes, Melanotaeniidae.